AUGGAACAUGGUCUAAACGGAAAAGAUGAUAUCCAAAUAAAACUGAUGGAAGAAGAAUGCAUCCUAGUGGAUGAAAGUGACAAAAAAAUUGGAUCUGCUUCAAAAAAAGUGUGUCACAAACUAGAAAAUAUAAACAAAGGAAUGUUGCACAGGGCCUUUAGUGUAUUUCUAUUCAAUUCAAGGAAUGAAUUAUUACUUCAGCAACGAUCGUUAGCAAAAAUAACUUACCCUGAUCAUUGGACCAACACAUGUUGUAGUCAUCCUCUCAACAUACCCCUUGAAUUAGAGGAAGAUGAUGCAAUUGGUGUAAAAAGAGCAGCUCAAAGAAAACUGAAACACGAACUAGGAAUAGAAAGUGCAGAAGUUCCACUUGACAGUUUCAAAUAUUUGAUGAGAAUCAAGUACAAAUCUGAAAACGUUCCAGCUGACAACACAUGGGGUGAGCAUGAGAUAGAUUACAUCCUUAUUGUACAGAAAGAUGUCACACUAAAUCCUAACAACAAUGAAGUUAAAGAAACUAAAUAUGUAGACAGUCAAGGAUUAAAAAAACUUUUAGAAUCUGAAUCAAGUGGAACACUAAUAACACCAUGGUUCAAGUUAAUAGCGAACGAAUUUCUCGAUGGGUGGUGGAACAACUUAAGCUCUCUCAAUGAAGUGACACAACAGACAAAAAUCUAUAAAUUUUGA
This is a messenger RNA of Helobdella robusta, 687 nucleotides long. RefSeq lists its product as hypothetical. The record is from RefSeq and is a predicted model, not a curated record. Lineage: Eukaryota; Metazoa; Annelida; Clitellata; Rhynchobdellida; Glossiphoniidae. Gene Ontology annotation, biological process: isopentenyl diphosphate biosynthetic process; isoprenoid biosynthetic process. Gene Ontology annotation, cellular component: cytoplasm. The coding region runs from base 1 to 687 and encodes 228 amino acids. The transcript has 5 exons. Gene Ontology annotation, molecular function: isopentenyl-diphosphate delta-isomerase activity.